Messenger RNA from Bradysia coprophila, 1345 nucleotides. RefSeq names its product transmembrane protein 115. Gene Ontology annotation, cellular component: membrane; Golgi apparatus. Lineage: Eukaryota; Metazoa; Arthropoda; Insecta; Diptera; Sciaridae. The record is from RefSeq and is a predicted model, not a curated record. Gene Ontology annotation, biological process: retrograde vesicle-mediated transport, Golgi to endoplasmic reticulum.
CAUUUCGAUUGACAAUUGAUUUGUGUGUUUUGUUGUGUUGAUGUAGAAAUGAUUUGUCUAAAAAAAGAAGAAAAAAUUCUUUUUCCCAUAAAUUAACGUGAAAAAACCACUCGAACAUCGUUGCUAAAUACGUCCAUUACAAUGGUCAUAGCACAGAAUGUCUCCAAAUUUCUAUCGAACACGUCCAACACGGUGAAAUUCAUUUGCGGAGUCACAAUAUUUUUCUACCUGUUAUCUUAUUCGGAAAGUGUUCGCCUUGCCAUCCUAUCGUAUCUGGCCGUAACGCCAGGCUAUUUACUGCCACCGUCCUGUUGGAUAUGGACUGCAUUUACCUAUUGCUUCAUUGAACUGCAUCUGUGGGAAGUGUUAGCUGAUUUACUGACGAUCGUUCUGACCCACAAACUCAUCGAACCAUUAUGGGGACAAGCGGAGAUUCUUCUGUUUUUCAUUAUCGUCAACUUUAGCGUCGCAAUUUUAUCGUCGCUGUACUACCUGGUCAUUUUUGUAUGUACGAAGGACGCAGAAUUUCUGUUCACAGAUUCGAGUUCACACAUUCGUGGAUUGUCGGGAUAUCUGGGUGGAAUUUGUGUCGCUGUCAGGCAGGUGAUGCCCGAUCUGUUGAUUGCUAAAUCAAGAUUUGGUGUCUUAACAAAUAGAGACAUACCGCUCACGCUCGUAUGCAUAAUAAUCGUUCUGUCCUGCUUGGGUUUAUUGGACCACACGUUCCCCCUCAUGUUCAUAUCGGGAUUGUUGGUCUCAUUCAUUUAUUUACGAUUCUUUCAACGACACGGCAAUCGAAGCCGCGGUGACAACGCUGAAAACUUUACGUUUGCAAGCUUCUUCCCCCGAAUCGUUCAACCGGUGAUCACCAUACUAGUCAAUCCAAUCCAUUUGUGUUUUCUUCGGUUGAACAUAGUAUCGUCGAACCAGGCAGAAUUGCUGCCAGUGACAACGAGCAGCGUCAUGAUAUCCAGUUUUGAUCCGCAAAAUAUCGAAAGGAGGCGACAGAUUGCUUUAAAAGCACUCAGCGAACGAUUGUCGAAAACCAAUGAGUCGAAUCGCCAACAGCUGGUCCAGCAUCAGCAGCAACAGCAAAAAAUUAACACUAAUUUACCAUCCACUAGUUCUACGACCACUUUAGUAGAAAUUGAACAAAAUUCGAAUGUAGAACCGAGUCAAUCGAAACAAUUUGGAGGCGCGUAGGGAAAGUGUGUUGGUUGUGGAGGGGUGUUUCUAAUUUUGUUUGAUUUGUUUUUGGGAUCGAUUUCGGUUUGUAAUUAUUAGGCGUAAAUUAACGUGUAAAUAUUAUUUAAAUAAAUAUUGAUUUUUAUAGAGAGAAUUCAAA